Messenger RNA from Aureobasidium vineae, 1389 nucleotides. Lineage: Eukaryota; Fungi; Ascomycota; Dothideomycetes; Dothideales; Saccotheciaceae. The record is from the annotation of a GenBank genome assembly.
AUGAGACCUUCUACUCUCCUUCUCGCUGCCUCCGGCUCUGCAGUCCUUGCUGCUCCUACUCCCAGUCUUAUUGGAGACUUGCUGAGUCUGACAACCAACGUCAUCACCACCGUCACCUCCACCAUCACCAACAACCUUGCUCAGCAAGUCGCAGCUCUUGGCUGCACUCUGCAAACCAACGCCAACCAGCAUGGUCAAAUUCUCAGCUCGGUCGCUCUUACCAUUGAAGCCAUUGAGGUUGCUGCCAAGAGGUUCACCCAAAACUGCAACUGGUCGAAGCCUGGAAAGCAGUAUAUCAACUGGUCAACCUACAAGGCCAACGGUGUCAACCUCGGCGCCUGGCUUGAGAUUGAGCAAAACUACGAUACUCAGUGGUGGGCUGACAAUGUUGGCUCAUUCCCCGAUGAAUGGACUUGGUGCUCGACUGUAGGCUUCUCGGUCUGCGGACCUAUCCUUGAGAAGCGCUACGCUUCUUUCUUCACCAUUGCCGAUAUCGACAAGAUGGGCGCCAAGGGCAUCAAUACUCUGAGAAUCCCUACCACGUAUGCUGCCUGGACCAAGGUCCCUGGAAGCCAACUCUACUCCGGCAACCAGCAGGCCUACCUCAGAGUCCUCAUCGAUUACGCCAUCGACAAGUACAACAUGCACGUUAUCGUCGGUCUUCACUCCCUGCCCGGUGGUGUCAACACCCUCUCCAUCGGUGAAGCCUUCGGCCACGACGGUUGGUUCCAGAACAGCACCAACCUCGACUACAGCUUCAAGGCCAUUGACUCCAUCCUGACUUUCAUCAAGACCUCUGGCCGCCAGAACGCCUUCACUAUCGCUCCCAUCAACGAGGCUAGCGACAACUUUGCUGGCUUUGCUACCCCUGCUGGUCUGACUGAUGCCGGUGUCAACUGGAUUAACACAUACAUCAAGGGUGUCCUCUCUCGCAUCGCAAAGGUUGACAAGAGAAUUCCUCUCAUGCUUCAAGACUCCUUCUUCAGCGAGAUGUUCUGGUCUCCUUUCUACCCCGCUGGAACCAACCUCGUUAUCGACUCCCAUAUCUACUUCUUUGCUGCUGCUGGCGCUUACUCUCAAUACGUGCCUGCUGCUGUCUGCGGACAGGCAAAGUACAUUGGUCAGGGCGAUGGCAAGUUCCCUGUUUUCAUCGGCGAGUGGUCCUUGCAAACGCUUUACAACAACUCUUUGAGCAACAGAAAGACUCUGUAUGAUACCCAGGUCUACGCUUACCAGAAGUAUGCCUCGGGUGGUGCUUUCUGGAACGGAAAGAUGCUUAAUACUGUUGAUGGUGUUGAUGGCGAGGGCAAGCUCCAGGACUACUGGUCUUGGGAGGGUCUUGCUGAUGCGGGUGUUGUUUCUAACACUGUUGACCAGAGCUACUGCUAG